This is a messenger RNA of Sus scrofa (pig), 1384 nucleotides long. It is a transcript of the gene CHCHD4, whose product is annotated as coiled-coil-helix-coiled-coil-helix domain containing 4. Gene Ontology annotation, biological process: protein import into mitochondrial intermembrane space. The record is from RefSeq and is marked provisional. Lineage: Eukaryota; Metazoa; Chordata; Mammalia; Artiodactyla; Suidae. Gene Ontology annotation, cellular component: mitochondrial intermembrane space. Gene Ontology annotation, molecular function: protein-disulfide reductase activity.
UGUAGUUCCCGGUUGAGAAGGCCGGGCUAGGAGCUCCGAGGCAGGCGCGCGGAGGGCAGGCCUGGAGGGGGCGGGUCCGCACGGGCCUCCCAGCCGCCCGCCUCGCCGGGGAGAGGUCACGGCGUGAGGCAGCCACCGCGAUCACCGCGAGGUUGGAGCGCCGGGCUGCACUAUGGCCUACUGCCGGCAGGAAGGGAAGGAUCGAAUCAUAUUUGUGACCAAAGAAGACCAUGAAACUCCAAGCAACGCGGAGCUGGUGGCCGAUGACCCCAAUGAUCCAUACGAGGAGCACGGACUGAUCCUGCCCAAUGGAGACAUCAACUGGAACUGCCCGUGCCUUGGGGGAAUGGCCAGCGGCCCAUGUGGGGAACAGUUCAAGUCAGCCUUCUCGUGCUUCCACUACAGCACGGAGGAGGUCAAGGGGUCGGACUGUGUAGACCAGUUCCGGGCCAUGCAGGAGUGCAUGCAGAAGUACCCAGACCUCUACCCCCAGGAGGAGGAGGAGGAGGAGGAGAGGCCGUCGGACCAGUCUGAGGAAACAGCUGCCGCUGAGGCCUCCGCAACCAAAGAGGAGGAGGGGUCGAGCUAAUGAAGGCUGGGCUCGGGCUCGGGGCCCCAGCCUCCUUCAGAGUGACCUGAACCUCUUAGAAAUGCCUUUCAGUCGCUCUCCAGGAAAGUGUCUUUCCCUCUGUUGUUCUGUGCACUGUAAUGUACAAAGUAAUUUAUUGUGCUAAUGGGGUCUUGGCCCCUUACCUGUACACUGAAGAAAUGGGGUUGUGUGUAUGCAGGUGUCACGUGAACCCCUGUGAACCUGUCAGCCAGUUUAGCUUGAAUCCUUUUCUCACAAUGUCCUGGAUUUUGCCAUUUUGAAAUAAUGUAUGCUGAAUAAUCUCAGCAACCAGAAAUCAUUCUGAGAGUGUCUCUUGUGAGUGAGCUGAUUUAUUCUGAUUCAUUGUUUCCCUUUUAGUAGAUGUUAUACCCCAUUGGAAAAUGAAACAGAAACAAAACAUCUUCCUUUAAGAAUGCUGGAGUGGGGCCAUGCCUCACACAAGAGGCGGGAUGGCAGACCUUGAGUGUUUGAGGAAGCAGUGCUUCGUUCCUAAUACAUUUGGUUUCUAGUUUUGCAUUGAGCUCUAUGUUUUCUGUUUUUGGAAAGCAGAGCUUUGGACCCUCUAAAUGAAUCCCUUUGUGAGUGAAGAGGAAGGCUGGGUUUUGCUGUUCUUGUUAUUCCAAAAGCCCUGGUUUGGGGCCUUGUGUUCACACUGGCUGUGCCUCAGCCUGUUCAGAGGCAGUGUUCUUGAGAGGUGGGGACCUAAUUAUUACCAAAGUAGCAGCCAAGAGAGGAAAUGGUGUCAAUUAAAAGAAAAACAUGAUUUUUACCUGA